AUGGAAAGCUCAACAAUUAACCAAACAAAAAUUUUAUUAAAUAUUUCUGAAAAUUAUAGUAAGGAUAAAAAUCUAUCAUUAAUUAUGGAAGAACAAAAUAAUUGUCAUUAUGAGGGGACAGAAUAUAUUGAAGUUAAAUUUAUUUUGAUUGGUGUUUUUGCUAGUGGAUUAGCUUUAAUAUCUUUUUUGCUUAAUGCCUUCCUUGUUUUAGUUUUUGCUUUAAAUCCAAAACUUGGCCGCUCUCCACUUUUUUAUUUUGGUGUUCUGGCAAUUUUAGAUUUGGCUUUGGCAUGGCUUUAUAUUGCAUUAAUGGCAGUGCCCGCUUAUAUGGACAAAUUUAAAUUGCUUUGGCUUUACCAUUUAUUUGUUUCAUAUUUACGUCCAAUGUUAACACUUUCAAAUUUUGCUGUUUUUGCUUCUGUUUUGAUGAUUUUAUUGGCUACAACAGAAAGAUUAUUGCUUACAUUUGAAGGAAAACAAAUAAAAAAAGCUAGAAAGAUUUUGGAAAGAAAUAGAAGACAAGUUACCCUGUUUGUAAUUUCUAUAGCUUUUGCAUAUAAAUUAUGUACAUAUUUUGAAAUUGAAUUAAUUGAAAAUAAGGAUUGUGAAGGAUUUGAACAAUUUGAAGUAAUUUCUGCUGUUCAUGCUUAUAAUCCUAAUCCUUUAUUUAGGCUGUUUGGUUUUGCUAAUUAUAGAUUUUGGAUGAUGUUUGUUAUUCGAAAUUUGGUUGAUCACAUAUUGCCAUUCUUUAUAUUAGUUAUUUUAAAUUUCCACAUUGUUCGCGCAUUAAGAAGAGAAAGUAAAAGAGUUAUUAAUCAAAAUAAUUUCAACAAAAAUUGCUCACAACAUUCUAAUAAUUUUUGUUCUUCUUGUUUAUUAUGUAACAAUAAUAUUCAACAAAAUUCAUUAAUAUUAAAUGGAUAUGAAAAGGCUAAUAAUAAUACUAGCUUUAGAUCAAUCAGAGAAAGUUUGAAAAAUAAGAGUUGGCUAAGAAAUAAAAAUAAAAAAAUAAUUGUAAGUUUAAUUAAUUUAAUUUUGUGUAUUUUUUUGAUAAGAUUUUGA
Molecule: messenger RNA, 1062 nt
Organism: Meloidogyne enterolobii
Lineage: Eukaryota; Metazoa; Nematoda; Chromadorea; Rhabditida; Meloidogynidae
Source: the annotation of a GenBank genome assembly